CCCCUUCGCGCAAUCUGGUGUUCUUAUAAAUCGGUGCCCUGCUUUUAUUACGGUGGUAAGAUAUAUUUUGCCGCCUAGGAUUUAGCUUACUUUUGUGUUUCGCUCGCUAGAGCUACGCCUGUGCUCGCUAUCAUCAAAUAGUCAAUGCUGAUAAUUAUGCUGCGGUUACCAUUUCCUCGAAAUGCUGUUGCUGCGCUUGGAUAAUUCCAUGCCUAGGUGCUUAGGUGGUUGCAUUAAUGGCCUAUGUUGGUAGAGACACCCUAAUUAUCAGGAUGUUGAUCAUGGCAUGUGCUAUUAAUAAUACAGAAAGGAAUGGAGCCCCCAGACCGCUUCAUAUAUUCAAACUGAUAAAAGUUCAGUACGAACAGUGAGAUGUCCAUCCUCGGAAAUCAGAAAGGUCUUCCUUGCUAAUCGAACGGAUCAAGUGCCCUUUUACAAACUCUGGGUGUGUCCACACAAACAAAGGAUUCAGGAAACAAAAUAAAAUAAAAUAAAAUUGCAGGGCCAGUUUGAUCUUAAUUGGUGUUUGCGAAUGAUUGCUUGAUCCAACUUCAAAAAGGCUUUCAUGUUGUAUUAGUGCAUUUGUAUAUCAAAUACCUUUUUGUUCGCUAGGGAAUCAUGUGUUGAUGCACUUUUAGUGAGAUACGGGCCAGAAUGAUAUAUAGUACGAAGCGGAGACUAAUCGAUAUAUUCAGACUACCUACCUUUAUUGAGGGAUGAUGUGGAGUGACAGAGUAGGAAACAAAAACUAAAUGAGACCGUAUAGUUUCUUUAUUACUAACCUUACCGUGUGAAUUCUGGUUCUGCAAGUGCUAUGUGUUUUAACCAUGGAAAGAUUUAACUAUGUUGCUCUAGAGUCUAGAUGUUGGGCUGGUACAUUUAGCUGAAUAUUACUUAAGAAGCUAUUAGAUUGGUAGGUUUAGCUACUGAUUUGGAACCUCCCUGACCUGCAGUAGGAAGCUACCACGUGGGUAGAUUCAGCUACUGAAACCUCCACUGACCUGCACUAUAGAUUGCAUUUAACAGUGCUGUUGAACCUGCGGUUUAGAUCACGGGUUCAGGGAACUUCUUUCUUGUAAACAAAUGUAAAGGUUCAUUUACUAGUUAUCCAAUCAUUGAGAAUCAAGCUUCUCUGAUUUUGAAUAUGAAUAUGUGGUAGGUUUCGUGUAAAGGGGAGCUUGUUUGCAUGCAGACAUACAUUAUGCUGCAAUUAUGUCUCAACAAAUUUUACCCACUCACAAAACAACAUUUGGGACUACCAAUGCCAUGGCUACAGUAUCCCUCUAAACAACACUUCUGUACUUGUUAAAUUACUCGAAUGUAACUAUCCCCCAUUUUCUGGAACCAACAAUUUUCACAUCUAUGAUCCAUAACUAAAAAUGCAUUAGUAAACUGCAGGGCCAUGCUAGGAAAUCGGAAAGGUCUUCCUUGGUAUGGAUGGACCAAGUGCCCCUUCCAAACUCUGGGUGUGUCCACACGAACAAAGCAGUCAAGAAAUUUGAUAUGUCAAUUGCAGGGCCAGUUUGAUCUUAAUCGAUGUUUGCAAAUCAUUGCUUGGUCCAACUCCAAAAAGGCUUCCGUCUUCUAUGAGUUCAUUUGUAUAUGAUCCGCCUUUUUGUUCGUUAGGGAAUCAUGUUUUGAUGCACCUUUAAUGAGAUACAGGGCAUUAUGAUAUAUAGUAGGAAGCGAAGACUAAAUGAUAUAUUCAGACUACCUACCUUUGUUUGAGAGAUGCGACAGAGUGACAGAGUAGGAAGCAAAAACUUGAUGAUAUAUUCAGACGGCCUAGUUUCUUUGUUACUAACAUUACUGUGUGAAUUCUAGUUCUGCAAGUGCUAUGUGUUUUAACCAUGGAAAGAUUUAACUAUGUUGCUCUAGAGUCUAGAUUCUGGGCUCGUGCUUUUAUCUCUAUGUUAACUAAGAAGCUAUUACAUUGGUAAAUUUAGCUACUGAUCUGGAACCUCCCAUGACCUUCAGUAAGUAGCUACUACAUAAGUCGAUUCAGCUACUGAAACCUCCAGUAACCUGCAGUAUAGGUUACAUUUAACGAUGCUGUUGAACCAGCAGUAUAGAUCAUUUCUUGUAAACAAACGUAAAGGUUCAUUUACUAGUUAUCCAAUCAUUGAGAAUCAAGCUUCUCUGGUUUUGAAUCUGAAUAUGUGGUAGGUUUUGUGUAAAAGGGAGCUUGUUUGUGUGCAGACAGACAUUACGCUACACAUAGGCUGCAAUUAUCUCAACGAAUUUUCAUUCUCUUCUACUCUAUUCAGCCUGUACUACCACUCACAAAACAAUAUUUGGGACUACCAAUGCCAUGGUUACAGUAUCCGUCUAAACAACUUUUGUACUUGAUAAAUCACCCAAAUGUAACUAUCACCCGUUCUCUGGAACCAACAAUUUUCACAUCUCUGAUCCAUAACUAAAUAUGUGUUAGUAAACUGAAAUGCAUGGCUUGGUGAAAACGAUUCUUGAAUAUAGAUUCACCUGUUGAACUAGAAUUCUCAAUCUUGGACCUCUUGAUAAACAUGAAACCAAAUAGAUUUUCUAGUCUAGCUAUAUUUUGCUGUUUUUUUUUAGAAAUUUUGUUGCAUCAACCCAGUAGCUAUAAGCCUAUAAUCAUGUUUACUAGAUUGAGUAAUAAAUUAUUGAAGGAUACACACAUAUUUACUGAUUAAGUAUUUUAGCAUGUAAAAUAUGUAUACUGAUCGCAUCAGAACCGGAAAUUGUAACCAAAUACUUCAAAGAUGUUUGCAUAUUGAUCGCAGAUGCAAUUUUCUUACUGCUUCUGGAGAAGAACUUUUACCAAGUAUUAAGUAUGAACCCUUCUGUGUGUGUGAGUUAUGAUGUAAUCUAUUUACCUAGCAAAAAUAAACUUAAACGGAUGAGAGUCGUGGCUCCAAUUAUUUAUGGCCCCCCUUGCCUAAUACGUAAACCUUGGCAAAACAACAAAAUAAUAUUAACAUAUGUGGUGUCAGCACAGGUGCAUACUUCAUUGUUUAUCGUUUUCCUCUAAAAAUUGUAAUGUGGUUGGAAAGAGUGCGAUUUCUGGACACCCCCCCCCCCCCCCGGUACAUGCAUUUUUGCACGCUUGUUUUUAUCAAGAACAACAUGCACUUUUGCACGCUUAAUUUUAUCUGGUCCAUCCUAGUUUGGAUAUUUGAGUUUAUGCUCAUGUCGUUGGAGAAACUAACAUUUGGGAAAUUCAGAUGGUAUUUUCAACAAUGAAUGGAAGAACCGUACGGAAUAUUCAGUGCUAGGGUCAGUCGAAAAAAAUAUUCAGUGCUAGGAGUUUAUGUGGUCAAUCAACUUGUAUCUACGAGACUAUUACUAUCAUGGAAACCAUCCUGAGCUAGAACUGGCUACCCAAUCGCCCGGAGACAAAAUUCUACGAUCAGAAAAUUAGUACCUCCAUUAGGCGAUCGUGAUUCUCUUUAUUGUUUUAACUAAAAUUGCUGCUCCCCAGACGAAGCACUACCUUAUUUCCAUAGUGUUCAACUCGCAGUAGUUUAUUUGGCUAAAACAGAUACACAUGGACCAAAGUUUAGGCAUGAAUAUAUGGUGGCUAUGAUAUGCAUGGAAGAUGGAACUAAGGGAGUUGAACCUUUCGGCGUCGACGUGUGCACUUGCACACUUCCUUUUGCGAACACUAUUCCCGAAAAUGCCUCCCCAGACCGGCAUAAUCACUUUGGGUAACCUACACACUGUAUUUCGUGUUCUGCAGCCAUUACUAGCACAUGAUUUUUCAGCUUCGUAGUGUCAGUGCGUUCUUAGGUGCCUUUUGGCGGAUUUCAACUAUUUUCAUUUUUGUCCAGUUCUGAAUGACUUUCACCUGAAACUCAAUACCAGGGUAUAAAUUUAGCCGAUGGUACCUGAACUAGUAGAUGUGCACUGAUUGUAGCUUUAGCUUAGAAUAUUUAUUUUAAUUUCCUGUUUACCAACCGCCCACCCUAGUAUAAUCUAGCUUUCAAUGAUGAGCAUGUUGGGGUUCUGCAGCAAGAUCUGGAUUCUUUUCCUUGUUAACUGAAAACUAGUUAUAUUGUAUCCUUUCGGUUGUUGGGCACUGAGAGUGCUGUCAGAACCUUAGUUUUAAUAUUUAUUAGCAAGUAGGUCUUAGAUUUCCUAGAAAUAGCCAGUCAUCUUGCAGGAGUGUUGAACUGAAUACAGCUGACCUUCAGUAUCUCCAGAUCAUAUGAUUCCCUCUCUUGUGUCAGAGUGGUACCUGUCAUUUCAUUAAGAACCAUGUUAGUCAUAUAGUGAGUGGAAGCUUCUUGCCUUACAAAAUCAACCUUGGUAAUUUAUUGUUUGUUUUGCCUGUCUACACCUCUAGGCACAUUCGUCAGUAUGAUUUAUCUUCAUUCAGGAUGUCACUACAUUAUCACUCUGUUCUGGAAUUCACUUGUUCUUUUGUCUAGUGAAGAGUUAUUUGCUUGUUGUGGCAACAAGGUGAUAAUGUAAACUAACUGUGAUACAUGUAAAGUCUUGCUGACCAGUACGACACCAUCAUGUUGUGCGGAGGUCGGUGGUCAAAAGAUUAUCCAGCUGAUGCUCAAAUCAUUCCAAUGUUGAGGAAAGACCAAUUUUGGUGGCCAAUAUUUGCAUCUUGCAUAUUCUUAUCGUAACUGAGCAGGACCUGCCUUUUGAGGAUCUUUUCAGUAUCAGACCAUGAGGCUUCAUCAUUGUCCGUGCUGAUCUUCUUUACAAAAUUUACCUGGACCUCAUGAUUCACAUAUCUCUUUUCAAAGUUUACGCACGAACAAGGUGACAGAUCUAAAGUAUGUAAGGCAUGUGAGGGUCUGUUAAUGUAGCGCAAUACGAUAAGAUAAUGCAUGUGAUUCCUAGCAUCUGUUUAGCAGGCAGGCCUACUUGGCCUAUUGUAUAGUACAUAAGCAGUACUCUUUGUUUUCUUAAUUGGUCAAGUGCAGACUUAAACAAGAGAUUGAUCUCACUGGAGUGUGUGACCUUGGGUGGAGGGCUGGGGCCAAGGGGUUUCUUCAUAAACAAUACCAUGUCCACGUGAUAACCUGUAGGCGUUUUCUACUAAUUGGAUCCAGCUACAUGUGCCCCGUGAGACAUGCUGCCAUCAAGAUACGCCCGGAUCAUCACCAACUAGCUGGUUCUGAUUGGAGAUUUGAUAUUUUAUAUUGUUUUCUCAUCGUACUUAUGUGUAAAAUGGUCAUUUGGGAGUAGCUUACCCUGCAAUUGGUAUUCUAGGCAAGCUGUAUGAUGGUAGUUACGCUCAGAGCAGCAGCACCUAAUGAUCCAGCAUUAUUGUACUACUGCCAGUGGAUCUUGUGAAUUGAAUAUUCCUGAGACAAAGAGAACUUUUAGUGCAUGUAUAUGCUGUGACUGGCUGGCUAAUCAGAUCGUUAUCAGGCUAAUAGGAUCUUUAUUAACCAGCUCGUGCAUGUCCGAUGUCAUUAGUUCGUCAUUACCAAAUUAUCUUACAAUACAAGAUGUGUUUCUGCUAUUAUUAAGUUUCACACUAGUAUGCUAGAUCUCUUGAGCUCUUAAAUGGCGUGCAUUAUCAUUGCUGAUGGGCAAAUUGUGGCAUAUUGCAUUGGAGGGAGUACCUGCUUAUAAUCUAAGGAUUGAAAUGAUCAAUUAUAUUGAGCUGCCUGGAAACUUUAUAUGUUCCGCUAUGAUGUUUUACUAUGUUGAUAGUUAAACUAGCCACUAGUUUGCGAAAGCUGAGACUUUGCAACUGGGAUUUACUUUGUGAGUAGAAAUUUGGGCCAAAAUGCAAUUACCCACAUGCUUACAUUUUGAGGUUUUGCUGUCAUGUUCACAUCUUAAUACUGUCUCUUAAGCUUCUAGAGGGUACGAAGGGCUAAUAUGUGUCCUACUAGCUCAGGUGUCAGGUCACUGAAGAAUAAAGCUGGCAGUUGCACUAUACUUGCUGUACUGCCUGGCUCGUUGCAUUGACUGGUCAAAUUCCCAAUGAUUCUUCUGAGUUGUCCAGCAACUCUUUUCCUGGAAGGGCAGAUUCAUUCUACUAUGAUCUGUAUGUAGGGGUGCAUUUUGCAAACAUAUUUGGUGCCAUAUAUAGUCCAAUGCAUCUACUCUUGUUCCUUACAGAGCUAAAUGUUGUGGCUGAUACAUGGGAGUGUUUUUCCCAUAAUACAGUCAUCAAGUAAAACUAUGUUGCAAACUGUGUAAGCCUACAUGUAUUGAUACAUUCCCGAGAGUUUGUUGGGAGCUGAAAGGGCAUACAUGAUUCAGAUAUGCUAAUUGGUCAUGCUUAAUAUAUUGGAAAUCUCAAAUUUGCAGAAGGCAUUAUUGUUUUGUUUUAGAUCCUCAGCAUUAGUACAUGCAUACUCUAUUGCAUAUACCAAAACAUUGGUUUUUUUCCGGUACUUUCAGUGUUUCUAACUAACUUGUCGAUCAUUUUCGCUGUCAUACUUUUAUGAAGCUUGGCUACAUCAUUUUAUACAAGGUCAACUUGAGCAACAGAACAAGAAUGAGAAUGACUGAAGUAGGGGAACCAAAGUGUUUCAGUGAGUAAUCAUUUCACGAAAUUGCAAGUAUGAAUUUAUCUGCAACCAGCUCAUUCCUUUGUUUCACUCCAUUUCUGUACUUGAAACAGUGCACCGAUCUGAUACAUGAACCCACAGUAUUGGCCUUGAUUCCGCCUGAUAAUGUGUGGGUGUAAUAACACUUGUCAAUGUGCCCCAUACAUGUAUUGAUUAUCAGGCGCCGCAAGACAUGGGCCGUGGGUGCCAAAUGAUCGAAGAGACCAGUCAGCAUCAUGACACUGCUGAAUCUGAUACACUGUGAGUACUGGCCUCCAAGUCGUCUCUCCCACCAGCACUUCAUCUCCUGUUGUUCAAAGCUUCCUCCCACUUGCAGCGGCGAUGCACGAGUAGCAUGAGACUCGCACAAGCUCCUCAUGAUGUCGAGCCGUAGGUCAAGGUCAAGGCAGUCCGGCUCGUCGAGGAUCACUGACGAGCAAAUCAGCGACCUUGUCUCCAAGUUGCAGGACCUCCUUCCCGAGGCGCGUCUCCGGGGCAAUGAUAGAGUGCCAUCUUCAAGGGUGCUGCAGGAGACGUGCACCUACAUCAGGAGCUUGCACCGGGAGGUGGACGACCUGAGCGAGAGGCUGUCGGAGCUGCUGGCGACCUCGGACAUGAGCAGCGCGCAAGCGGCCAUCAUCCGCAGCUUGCUGAUGUAGAGCCGGCUCCCAUGCAGUGCGCAGGCGCCUCGUCGCUGUCUUGCUGAGCGCACAAGCCUGAAUUUGAGCGUUUGUAGCCUAGGGAGCGAUCUUUAAUUAGUACCGGAGUUGCAGGUUACCUACUUAAUCCGCGUGUGUGCGCUGUCGUCGUGUCAUCAUCGUCUUAAUCAGGCCCAUCUUUUUUGUGUGUGUACUUAAAUCAAAUCGUUAAAUCAAACCCCGCCCGUGGUUGGUGCAA
Messenger RNA from Triticum aestivum (bread wheat), 7403 nucleotides. RefSeq names its product transcription factor ILI6. Lineage: Eukaryota; Viridiplantae; Streptophyta; Magnoliopsida; Poales; Poaceae. The transcript has 4 exons. Gene Ontology annotation, molecular function: protein dimerization activity. Gene Ontology annotation, biological process: regulation of DNA-templated transcription; regulation of growth. The coding region runs from base 6884 to 7165 and encodes 93 amino acids. The record is from RefSeq and is a predicted model, not a curated record.